CUAAAUUUUGAUGUGUGCGUCCGAGUGGAAGCACGGUAAGAUGGACAGCUGCACAUACUUCUAAAUUCUGGACGGUUCCUUCUUCUGAGAUUCUUAUCUCCUUUCUUUCUGCACGUUACUGCACCCACAUAAAAGGCCUUUCAUAAAGGCCACUGUCUAGCUGGCUGCUGCGCGUAUAGUCUGCGGUCGACAGCAAUGGAGGCUUGUCCAGAAUCUCUCGAAAAGAUCUUUCAAAGGGUGGAGGAAGAGACUGAGAGACGCGCCAAGGAACGGUUUGAAGAUAGAUCCCCACCAGACUCGCCAGAGACGACUCUCAGAGUCAAGUCACGACGGCGAGGCAGCGUAUCUAUCUCGCGAUUUGGCCAGCUAUCUGACGACUUUACCCAAGUCUUCGAUGCAGCCAGGAGCGCCACACCAACUCCCAGUCGAAUGUCACCCCUAGCAGAACGGUCACGUUUCUUCAUCAAGAACCGAAGCGACGACAGCCUUACGUCCGAUAACCCCUCAGACGAGGAUGGCCUAUCUGAAGAGUCACACCAUGUCACCCAGAUGCAACAGAUUGCUGGCCGUAAAACUACCAUUUCCCGUGCUGUCAGUGGUCUAAUCCCCCGGCGGCUCAGCCACGCUCGCUCGCCUAGUAUUGUAGACACCGUCAUCGAUUCUGGUAUGGUCAUCGGAGUAUCCGUGGAAGAAGCUACCACCGAAAAUGCUCCUGAUGAUCUCCCCCCUCGCUGCGGCUCCGUGAUGGUGGUACAUAGUCUUCGGAAUCAACCCUCCAAGUGCUCAUUAUCUCGCAAAGCCUCUUUCAUGGCUAAAGCAAAAGAAUUCACUCAAAAGUUUCGCCGGAGGAGUAACGCAGAGUUGUCAGUGGCCCAUCUUACUUCCUGAUCUGCUUUCUAUGUGUGUGCUGUGAUAUUGUUCUACGUGUAUAUUAGGUUUCAAUCAUUGGAUCGAGCUGUGCUUUACGCCUAUUCUUUGCUUCCGCUCUGAUCUUGUGUAACCCGCAAUCGUCAAUGCACUGCUUCAAUGCUUGGCCCGUCGAAGAUUACAAUUGAGAUUCGGCUAACACGUGAUAUGGCACUAUCUUUGUGAAGGGUCGAACGUAC
Molecule: messenger RNA, 1106 nt
Organism: Desarmillaria tabescens
Lineage: Eukaryota; Fungi; Basidiomycota; Agaricomycetes; Agaricales; Physalacriaceae
Exons: 4
Coding region: 196-888 (230 amino acids)
Source: RefSeq, a predicted model, not a curated record